This is a messenger RNA of Lycium ferocissimum, 2495 nucleotides long. RefSeq names its product LRR receptor-like serine/threonine-protein kinase FLS2. Gene Ontology annotation, molecular function: protein binding. The transcript is spliced from 2 exons. The record is from RefSeq and is a predicted model, not a curated record. Lineage: Eukaryota; Viridiplantae; Streptophyta; Magnoliopsida; Solanales; Solanaceae. The coding region runs from base 371 to 2353 and encodes 660 amino acids.
UAAAAACAGUAUACAAUGGAUUUGAAAUCGUUAAAUAGAUCUUCUAAGAUCAUUGUUUUGCAUUCUAUAUCAAUUCUUGUUUUAGCUCAACAAGUAAUAAAGAGAAAUCUACUUGUCAUAUAGUUAUGGACAGAAGUUGCAAUCUUCUCUUUCUCUAGCAGUUUUCAUUCUGCUUCAUCACAAUAUCUCACUUGCUAAUGUUCCUAAUAUUAGCACUGAUGAAGUUGCUCUUCUUGCACUGAAAUCACACAUUUCUUCUCCUCAUAACAUCUUACAAAGCAACUGGUCCUCUUCCAGCCCAAUAUGCAGCUGGAUCGGAAUCACUUGCGGCUCCCGCCACAAUCGAGUCACUGCUUUAAACAUUUCUAGCAUGCAACUUCAUGGUACCAUUCCUCCACACCUUGGGAACCUCUCAUUUCUCGUCUCCCUCGACAUCAGUGACAACAUUUUUCACGGGGGUUUCCUAGAAGAGUUGGCUCAUUUGCAGAGGUUGAAAUUGAUUAAUGUCACAAGCAAUAACUUCACCGGACCCAUUCCAUCAUUUUUAAGUUUGUUACCUAACCUUCAAUACAUGUACCUUUCGAUGAAUCAAUUUUGGGGGGAAAUUCCAUCUUCCCUUUCCAAUCUAACAAAGCUGGAAGUGUUGAGAAUAAAUAGAAAUUUUCUCGAAGGAGAGAUCCGUCGGGAAAUCGGUGAUCUUCGUUACUUGACUUUCCUAGACCUGCAAUAUAAUCAGCUUACUGGCUCUAUACCAACAUCAAUCUUCAACAUUACAACGAUGCAAAACAUUGCUCUUACCUAUAACAAUCUUACUGGAGAGAUACCAGUGGAGCUACGUAAUCUUAAGAAACUACAGGUGCUGUCUUUAGCCAAGAAUGAGUUUACUGGUUCUGUCCCUGCAAGCAUUUUCAACAUGUCAACACUGAAGAUCCUAGAUCUUGGGACAAACAAGCUUUCAGGUACUCUUCCUUUAGAUUUAGGUCGUGGAAUGCCCAUCCUAGAAGAACUUUAUUGUGGAGGAAACAACCUGAGUGGUUUUAUCUCUACUUCAAUCUCAAAUUCUUCAAGACUCAGAAUACUUGAUCUCUCAUACAACAGUUUCACAGGUCCAAUUCCUGAAUCACUUGGUAAUUUAGAAUACCUUGAGAUUCUAAACUUGAAGGGGAAUAAUCUUUUCAGUGAUUCAACAUUGAGCUUCCCUACAUCAUUAACAAAUUGUAGGAAACUAAGAGUACUCUCGGUUGCUGAUAAUCCGUUGGAUGGUGUUUUGUCCGCAUCUAUAGGGAAUUUCUCCAACUCUCUAAAUUUGUUUAAAGGAGAUGGUUGUAAACUUAAGGGCGUCAUUCCUCGAGAAAUUGGUAAUCUUACUGGAGUGAUACAUAUGAGUUUGUUUAACAAUGAGUUUACUGGUCAUAUUCCAAAUACUCUCCAAGGCAUGUUGAACCUUCAAGAAUUUUACCUACAAAGAAACAAGAUAGAAGGAACCAUACCAGAUGUUAUAUGCAGUUUAAAGAAUCUUGGUGCAAUAGACUUGUCAGAAAAUCAGUUUUUAGGUUCCGUGCCACCAUGCUUAGGAGAAGUUACUAGUUUGAGGUAUCUUAAUCUAGCUUACAACAUGCUGAAUUCAAGAUUACCUGCAAGCUUGGGGAGCCUUCAAGAUCUUCUAGUAUUCAACGUUUCAUCCAAUUUAUUAAGUGGGAAAAUUCCACUUGAAAUUGGAAAUUUAAAGGCUGCAGCAGUCAUUGAUUUGUCAAAAAAUGAAUUUUCUGGUAAGAUUCCUAGCACUCUAGGGGGUCUAGACAACUUGAUUAAUCUUUCUCUGGCACAUAAUAGAUUAGAUGGGCCUAUUCCAAAUUCGUUUGGCAAAAUGUUGGCGUUGGAAUUCUUGGAUCUUUGCUAUAACAAUCUUAGCGGUGAAAUUCCAAAAUCUUUAGAAGCUCUUGUGUAUCUCAAAUACCUAAACUUCUCAUUCAAUAAACUUAGUGGAGAGAUUCCCGGUGGUGGUUAUUUUGCAAAUACUACGGGUCAAUCUUUCUUGUCCAAUGAUGCACUUUGUGGUGACUCCCGGUUUAACGUGAAACCAUGUGUCAUCCAAUCUUCCAAGAGGAAAAAGGCAUUCUUUGUUUUGUACAUCAUUUUGACAGUGGGUCUGUCAUUUCUUGUAUUAGCCGUCGCGUAUGUAGUUUUAAGUUUGCUAAGGACAAAGAAGAAUAUAGGUCAAGCAGAUGUGUCUUUGGUAAAAGGACAUGAAAGAAUUUCCUAUUAUGAACUUGAACAUGCAACAGAAGGAUUCAACGAAAGCAACUUGCUUGGUAAUGGGAGUUUCAAAGAUGGUCUACAAGGGGAUAUUUAAAGAUGGUACCCUUUUCGCAGCAAAGGUCUUCAAUAUCCAAUUGGAGGGUGCAUUCAAAAGUUUUGACGCAGAAUGUGAGAUACUACGGAACCUUCGCCACAGAAAUCUGAUCAAAGUCAUAACGAGCUGUUCCAACUUUGAU